Messenger RNA from Ipomoea triloba (trilobed morning glory), 731 nucleotides. RefSeq lists its product as uncharacterized. NCBI's taxonomy places the organism in Eukaryota, Viridiplantae, Streptophyta, Magnoliopsida, Solanales, Convolvulaceae. The coding region runs from base 1 to 384 and encodes 127 amino acids. The record is from RefSeq and is a predicted model, not a curated record. The transcript has 3 exons.
AUGGUGUACCUUGUAAUGUGGACAGUGGGUCCACGGUAUAAUUUGAACCGUAUGUCCAUCGAAUCGCAAUUGCAGUCUAGCUCUUCACGCAGGUUUCACAAUCUAGUCGUCUCUCUAUAUCGCGGAAUCCCAGUUCGUCGUCUCUCCUUAUCGCCUCAGUGUCUACAUACCGGAGAAGCUUCAUGGCUGGUUCUUCCAUCAGGUGGUCAAAGCGUCUAUGCAAGAAUUCUUCCGGUGGAUCAAGGGAACAAUGAUGAAGGGAUUCGAAAUGUUAUGGUGGAUAGUCUGCCUUCUGACGAUUUUGAACAUCCGCCACUCCGCCAGUUGCAUUGUCUUCUCUUGUCCAAGCAGACCCAGCUUUGGACGAUUCAGAUCAUGGGCUAGCUAGUGAAGAUGUGGGGUUGUUUCCUAUCAUGAAGACCGCACCAACCCAAAGAAUUUAGUCUCAGAGCUAUGCGGGUUAAUGCAUGCCAAAACAACAUCCGUACAGUAUAUCGCACACAUCUACCACCAUUAUUUUAGAACACGGUCAUUACAGUACUUGGUCAGUAAAAUGCACACGUUGUAAACCUCACAUGCACACACUUUCAUGUUAGAACCACUAAAUAUUAACUGUUGAAUGUUGGUUAGUAGGGUGGUUAUAGUCCAUUUUCUUAAUUUAUUUAUUAUCUUAGUUUCUUUUGUAACAAACGUCAUUUGCACCCACACAAGAAUAAAUCAAACUUUGUACC